AUGUACGCUUAUACUGCCUUUGGUGGAUGCCCUUUAACUUGGAAUGGUUUCUCCGUUGAAGCCUUUUCUGGACUUUGGGAAUUCCUCAAACUCUCUUCCGCUUCUGGGGUCAUGUUGUGCUUGGAGAACUGGUACUACAGAAUACUGGUCCUUAUGACUGGACAAUUGGAGAAUGCCACCAUUGCCAUCGAUGCCUUAUCUGUAUGUAUGACCAUCAAUGGGUGGGAAAUGAUGAUACCCCUGGCUUUUUUCGCAGGGACAGGAGUAAGGGUGGCAAACGAGCUAGGUGCAGGGAAUGGAAAAGCAGCAAAAUUUGCAACGCAAGUAUCAGUGGCACAAUCAACCGUGAUUGGACUUUUCUUUUGCGUUCUGAUAAUGAUGUUCCAUGACUAUCUGGCAUACAUAUUCACCACCAGUUCUUCUGUUCUACAAGCGGUUGAAAGCAUGUCUGUGCUCUUAGCUGUAACAAUUCUUCUCAACAGUGUCCAGCCGGUUUUGUCAGGAGUGGCUGUUGGUUCGGGAUGGCAAGCAUAUGUGGCAUACAUAAACAUAGGAACUUAUUACCUUAUCGGGCUCCCACUGGGAAUUAUCAUGGGAUGGGUCUUCAAUACUGGUGUGACUGGUAUAUGGGGUGGCAUGAUCUUCGGUGGCACAGCCAUUCAAACGCUCGUACUCAUCAUAAUAACAGCACGAUGUGACUGGGAAAAAGAGGCAGAGAAAGCUCUCUUUAGUGUAAAUAAGUGGUCAAAAUCUAAUUCCAAUGGCCGAUUGGAAUCCUCCAAUUAA
Sphenostylis stenocarpa is the source of this 786-nucleotide messenger RNA. The record is from the annotation of a GenBank genome assembly. Lineage: Eukaryota; Viridiplantae; Streptophyta; Magnoliopsida; Fabales; Fabaceae.